Molecule: messenger RNA, 252 nt
Organism: Purpureocillium takamizusanense
Lineage: Eukaryota; Fungi; Ascomycota; Sordariomycetes; Hypocreales; Ophiocordycipitaceae
Exons: 1
Coding region: 1-252 (83 amino acids)
Source: RefSeq, a predicted model, not a curated record
AUGCACUACUCGUUGCUGGAAAACAUUGAAGAAGACAAGCUACACCUUUACACCUUUGACAAGCCGUGGAGGAUGGAUGGAGAGCGCAUUCGGAUCAACUUCAUAUGUGUCUACUCGGAUGACAUCCUCGAUACGGACGUGGGAAGCUGGCCCAAGAACAGAGGAGACGAGGACAUGAUAGUUGUUGAUCUGCCCAAGGCGCUUAGACGGCGUAAGUGUCUUUCCCACGACGAACGAACUGUCAGGAGCUAA